GGGGCUCGGGGCGCGAGAGGGACUUUGCGCCGGGCUACGACGCUACGACGGGGAGAACCCGGAGACGACCUUCCGGCAGUAUGAGAAGCAUGUGGAGCUUUGGGAAUUUGAAACAGAAGUGGCCAAAGCAAAGCGGGGCGUGAAGCUGCUGCGCCAGCUGACUGGGGUGGCAGCAGUCGCUGUCGACGAGCUCGAGAUGAAGGACAUCGCAUGCGAGGACGGCGUGAAGAACGUCCUCAAUAAGCUUCGCGAGUACUUCCUGCCCCAUUUGGAAGUGUCGCUGCCACGAGCUUUCGAGACGGCGGUGUAUGGCCCUCAAGGCCACAAAGAGAGCUUCGCUGAGUACACCAAGCGCAUGGAGCGGGCGUUCAUCAACCUAGCGAAGGAAGGUGUGGACUUGCCUGAUGGUGCAAAGGGCUACAUCAUGUUCCGCCAGGCCGCUCUCAACGAAGCGCAAGAACAACGGCUUCUCACCUGGGCGGAAAGGUUCGGAGAGCACGCAUGUGCUCCGAAGGCUGGACAAGGGCAAAGAGCAGCCAUGUCACGGAAGAGCACUAUCUAUGUCCUUCAGAAUGCCUCCGGUGGCCACUAUGACCUGGACGAUGAUGGCUACCAGGAUGGAUUGGAGGACGAGGAGAUUACAUCUACCUUGCGGAUGGAGACCUUGAUGAAGUGA
Durusdinium trenchii is the source of this 676-nucleotide messenger RNA. Lineage: Eukaryota; Dinophyceae; Suessiales; Symbiodiniaceae. The record is from the annotation of a GenBank genome assembly.